CAAACGCCCGGAUUGAAUCGUUCGGUUUCGGCGCCACUGCUCAAGCGCGUGUUAUGCACGCGCGUACGUGCAGCCCUUCCGCUUCUCGCACGAAAGUCACUCGACCACGUAAUCACUUCCUGGACGCGUGUUAACAGCGCACGGUCAGCAGCUGGUUCUCUCCGCGCGGUUCCCGCCCGACUAGGCAACAACAGCAAGUGACGACGACGACAACAACAACAACAACAACAACAACAACAAUAUGUGAUAAUAAUGAUAACAAUAAACGUUGCAAUCAACGUACCAUGUCGAUACGUGCGCGCACCGACUCGGCUUCGGGAGUCGACUCGCUGACGGUUCAGUUUAUUCUUGUCAAUUACGGUGGCUGCUCGCCUUUGCUGUCGUUCGGCGGCGGUCGAUAUCGAGAGCGCGACGGUGACUGAUGUCAUUGUUCAGUGUGCGUGCGUGCGUUUUCGUUUUUUUUUUUUUUUAAUUCCUUUCCCACCACUCGGUCAGCGGUGAUUUAAUUAUUUGCUUAACGAUCCCGACCAAAUCUUGAUCGUUGUAACACACAUUAUAGUCGUUGUACAGUGACCGAUACGUGCUCUUUCCACUCAACGCGAUCCGCGUCCCUUGUUCAUUCAGUGCGUUUGAUAUCGAUACGCAUUGUUUUCAUCAAACCCCUGCUUUGAAAUACGUCUAGAAAAUGGUUCGACCGCCUCGAUCAUAGUGUAGAAACCAACGACAUAAUGGCCAACUAUGCAGAUAUUGUGGAGAAAGCUAGGAACGCUUUCAAUAGUAAUCAAAUAAAAUCAUUACAACUCAGAAAACAUCACUUACGACAACUUCUCAAACUCUUAAAUGAAAAUUCGUCAGACUUACAAAUAGCCUUAGCUUCUGAUUUAAGAAAGAGCAAGCAAGAAGCAGUACUGUUUGAAAUUGAAUUCUUAAAAAAUGACAUAAUUAAUGCUAUUGAUUCAUUAGCAUCAUGGAUGAAAAUUGAAAAGCCUGCUAAGCCAUUGAUUAAUAUAUUAGAUGAUGUAUUUAUACAUAAAGAUCCUUAUGGAGUCGUUUUAGUAAUGGGAGCUUGGAAUUAUCCAUUACAAUUAACACUAUUACCUGUAGUUGGUGCUAUAGCAGCUGGAAAUAGUGUGGUUAUAAAACCUUCUGAAAUUGCUCCGGCCACUGCAAAAAUCAUUGCUGAGCUAAUACCUAAAUAUCUCAACAGAGAUGCUUUCCCUGUUAUUUUAGGAGGAGUAGAAGAAACAACUCAAUUGCUUAAACAAAGAUUUGAUUAUAUUUUCUAUACAGGAUCAACAGCUGUUGGAAAAAUAGUUAGGGCUGCAGCUAAUGAAUAUUUAACACCAGUUACAUUAGAAUUGGGUGGUAAAAGCCCAUUGUACAUUGAUGGUACAGUAAAUAUGGAUAUUGCUGUUAAGCGUAUAAUUUGGGGAAAAUGCAUUAAUGCUGGACAAACAUGUAUUGCUCCUGACUAUAUUUUGUGUACUCGUCAAGUUCAAAAUACAUUUGUGGAAAAAGCUAGAGAACUUUUAAAAGCGUGGUAUACUGAUGAUCCAAAAAAUUCUCCAGAUUUGUGCAGGAUUGUUUCUGAAAAACAUUUUGUGAGAUUAUUGGAAUUAAUGAAUAAUAGUGGAUCAAUUGCAGUUGGUGGCAGACAUGAUAAAAAAGAUCUUUAUAUUGAACCAACAAUAUUAACCGAUGUAAAAUCUACAGAUCCCAUAAUGAAAGAAGAAAUUUUUGGUCCAAUUUUGCCAGUUGUAAUUGUUGAUAAUGCAUAUGAUGCUAUAAAUUUUAUUAAUAGCAGAAAUCAUAGCCCAUUGGCUUUAUAUAUAUUUACCAAAAAUAAAGCAACCAUUGACAAUAUGGUGGAAAAUGUGAUUGCUGGUGGAGUUUGUGUCAAUGAUACUAUGACACAUGUAACUGUUGAAAAUCUACCUUUUGGAGGUGUUGGUCUAAGUGGAAUGGGAGCUUAUCAUGGAAAAAACUCAUUUGAUACAUUUACACACAGGAAAAGUUGUUUGGUCAAAGAUUUCAACAUUAUUGGAGAAUCGUUUUCUUCAGCAAAAUAUCCACCUUACUCUGACAAGAAAUUAAGUAUGGUGUCUUUUUUGAUGAGGAAGAAACCGAGCAUUAACUUCAAAUUUUUACCAUAUGUGUUUGUAUUUGGUCUUGGGGUUUGUGCAACCUUUGCAUUCAAGUAUUUAAAUAAGGUACAUUUAAGAUCUAAUUCUCGCUUUUAAAUAGAUCGUACCUCAAAUUACAUAAUCAUAACAUUACAUUAAAUCAAUCACCUUUGUUGAAAAAUUGUAACCGAAUUAUAAAAUUAUUAGUUGCACUUUGAAAAAUUGCUUUUAUUUAUUUUACUAAAAAGUACAUUAUUGGCCAUAAAUUGAUAUGUUCA
Molecule: messenger RNA, 2401 nt
Organism: Sipha flava (yellow sugarcane aphid)
Lineage: Eukaryota; Metazoa; Arthropoda; Insecta; Hemiptera; Aphididae
Gene: Aldh-III
Product: aldehyde dehydrogenase, dimeric NADP-preferring
Exons: 12
Coding region: 729-2240 (503 amino acids)
Biological process (GO): aldehyde metabolic process
Cellular component (GO): cytoplasm
Molecular function (GO): aldehyde dehydrogenase (NAD+) activity
Source: RefSeq, a predicted model, not a curated record